This is a messenger RNA of Parastagonospora nodorum SN15, 1674 nucleotides long. RefSeq lists its product as hypothetical. Gene Ontology annotation, molecular function: protein binding. The coding region runs from base 1 to 1674 and encodes 557 amino acids. The record is from RefSeq and is a predicted model, not a curated record. NCBI's taxonomy places the organism in Eukaryota, Fungi, Ascomycota, Dothideomycetes, Pleosporales, Phaeosphaeriaceae. The transcript has a single exon.
AUGUCGAGACCAGUGCUUCACACAAGGAAAGACUUUCUAAAAGACUACAGCUUCCCAACAGCCCCCGCGCGAGAUUUUGAGCGCAAUGGGAUACCAGCAGCAUUUGCAUCCGGCCACCCUAGGCCUGAGAACUGGUUCAGCACCAAUGAAGCCUUUGAUUAUGACCAAUCCAUGAAGCAGGACGGCCAAUGUCUACACAGAAGUUAUCACAGCGCGCUUAGCUCCGAUCAAAAGCUUCUGGCGAUUAGCUCUAAUUGCGAACGCAUCGUGAUCUAUGACGUUGCAACAAAGGAAUUGCGAGCGGUACUUGAAGGGUCAGACCGAGUCGCAUUCAAGCCUGUACAAAGCCCCGCACAAGGUAAUGGUUACACAUUGAUAAGCAGUAUUUCCGAUCUCGAAGCGCGUGGGGCAGUCUCUAACAACAGGCUGAUUCUCUGGGACCUCGAUCAACAUGGGCGGCUGCUCGACGAAGAAGAACCUAUCGACACCGCAGACUUUGCUAGCCUAGCAAUCAAUGCUAUCCUGCCGAAGCUCACCUCAGACCACGAAUGGUCGAAAGACUUCGCUCAAGCUUCGAGCCUACACGCAGACUUCGAAAAGGCGCUGAGCCGCGCUGCCGCCGAUCAUCGUCGAAGACACCACACAAUUCUUAGCAAUGCCCAAAUCGGAAGCUUCAGUUCCUCUCCAUUCAGCGACGACGGUCGAUUCCUCCUGUACCAUGGCGAGAAUGGCUCAACUCAACGCGGUAUGAGGGACGGUGACAAGCUCCCUCACGUGGUUGUGUACGAUGUCGAUGCUGGGAAGGAAGUUCAUCGCUUGUACGGACAUACCGAUGCAAUCAUGUGGUCAGCCAUGAGCCCGGACCACCAGCUUGUGGCAUCUGUUUCUUGGGACGGAACCAUGCGCAUGUACUCAACAGAUACUGGGUACCUUCAAUGGGUCACAGAGGAUUCGGGCUCACAGAGUUGGGCGGGUGCCUUCACGCCAGACUCCAAACACGUUAUUUGGAGUUCCAAGAGCGGCCGCACAAUCAAGGUUCACGACGUUUCAGAUGGCCGCGAAGUGUGUGCUUUAGCAGAAGAGCCAGAUGAUUGGUGCCGUCAUUUCGCAUGGAAUACUACAGGCGAUAAGGUUGCUUUUGCAGGAAGGAAGCAUGCUUACGUCUGGUGUCCCUUCGAUAGUCCUCAUGGCACGAUAGAUCAGCACUUCGUGCUUGAAGAAGAUAAGGAUUGGCGAUUAUCGUCCAUUUCAUCAAUCGGUUGGAUGAAGGACGGCGAGAUAUUGGCUCUGGAGUUCUCUGACGGUACUAAGCUCAUUUAUAACACGCAAACCAACUCCAAGGAACUAUUUGUCAAGCCCCAAGGAAUGAACACUGCUUGGGUUGAUCAAGGACUGUAUGGCAUAUUGGGUGGUGGUCCAGAGCACCCAGACUUCUACCUCACUGUGGAUGGCGAUGGCAAGGUCAGGUAUUGUCCCACCAGUGUUCCUGCAGGCCCUUCUUGGUGGGAGAAAGAGCCGGGAAAGAAGAAGCUUGUGGAGAGUGCGAAGAAAAUGUAUCCAGAGACCGGGAAAUACGUCAAAGUUACGAAGGUGUCGCGCAAAGACGCUCCAAAGAACGACGAUGAAGGCGUUUCUUGGGUGGACGAGGGUGCGGCGAUUUGGACUGCUGAGUAA